CAGCUAAGAGGUUGCUUCCUUGAUGUGCUUGCAAGAAUGGUAGAUGAUGAGGAAACUAGAGACAAGAUCAAUUCUCAAGCAAUGGAUUACGAGUUUCUUAGAGGAGCAGCUUUUUCAAAUAAGAUGGCCAAAGAUAACCUACAAACUAUGACCCCACGUAAGUGUUUGUGGCUGUUACUAGUUUACUACUUACUAGUUGUUGCUAGUAGCUUGCUAAAUUGUUGUGAUGUUAUUGCAGUUGAGUGGUGGCGUUCGUAUGGUGGUCGUGCUAUUGAGUUACAGAGAUUUGCUAGACGUUUGGUGAGUCUUUGUGCGUCUUCAUCAGGUUGUGAACGCAAUUGGAGUACCUUUGAAUUUAUCCAUACAAAGAAAAAAAAUCGAUUGUUACAUAAGAGGUUGAAUUCUAUUGUCUUCAUUUCCUACAACAGAAAGAUGAAGGCUAGGUUCCAAAAACUACGCCAGAAGAAGGGGAAAAACUUUGAUCCAUUGGUUCAUGAGGACUUCAACUGGGACAAUGAGUGGGCUGAUUCUUUGCAUGUAGUCCCUGAAGGUGGGCGUGGGUGUGAGUGUGACCUUACAUGGGACCUUGUGGAUAAUGCCAUUGGAGCAUCACAAGCACUCCGUGGCCGAAACUUACCAAGAAGGGCCCAUAAUGUGUAUUCAAGAAGAAAUUCUGUUGCUGCACAAAAUAUGUCAGAGGCUGAAGAGGAAGAUGAAGAUGAAGAAGAUGUUCCACAUGAUGAUGCAGAAAUCACAGAUUGUGAAGAUGAAUCUAAUGGUGGCAAUGAUGGUGAAGAAGGGGAGGCACCCAAUAUCCCAGGAGAGUUUGAUGAUGAUUUUUGAGCGACGGGAGAGUAGCUAUUGCUAGAUUGCAUUAGCAUAUUUGCUGCAUUACUAACUGCAGCUAGUUACUAUUAAUUAUGCCAUUACAAACUAUUUAUGUGGCUAUUUCAGAUUUGGUAUUGUGCUGUUUUAAAUUUUGUGACUUGCUAUUGUUCCUUUAGAAACUACUUUGUGGCUAUUUCAGAUCCACUAUUGUGCUAUUGUGAAUUUGUGAUGAUUUCUAGUUUA
Messenger RNA from Zea mays, 1071 nucleotides. RefSeq lists its product as uncharacterized. The transcript is spliced from 2 exons. Bases 37 to 843 code for a protein of 268 amino acids. The record is from RefSeq and is a predicted model, not a curated record. Gene Ontology annotation, molecular function: protein dimerization activity. NCBI's taxonomy places the organism in Eukaryota, Viridiplantae, Streptophyta, Magnoliopsida, Poales, Poaceae.